AUGGUGGAAUGUUGUGUUGAGGGUUGGACAAGCCAGGCUGAUUCAUUCAACCAUGCCAGCCCUGGUUGGGCAGGUUACCGAUGGAUUGGUGAUAGUGGUGGUGAUGGAAGGUUGUUGGAAAGAUCAAAAUCUAUAUUUACUUUGAGUGCCGAGUUUCUGUGUGGAUUGAUGAUGCAGCAGCUGCUUGCUCCAGAAGCUAAAGGGAAAGAGAAGGGAAGGGAGCAUCUGACUGGCGUAACAAUUGGUCAGCUGCAUCUUGAAGAGACAUUACUCGUGGUUCACAUCUUUCAAGUUCUUCAUGGAGUUCCUGAGCAGACAGAUAGAGGCAGCAAUAACACACUGAGAGUAUGA
This is a messenger RNA of Gryllus bimaculatus (two-spotted cricket), 351 nucleotides long. NCBI's taxonomy places the organism in Eukaryota, Metazoa, Arthropoda, Insecta, Orthoptera, Gryllidae. The record is from the annotation of a GenBank genome assembly.